AUGAGGCAGCCACCUCCGCCUCCUUCCGCGUGGGGGCGCCAGAGCGCAGAGGCCUCGCCGGGGCGGGGCGAGCCCAGGGGCAGAGUGCCGGGACUGAGCGCGCAGGCUCACGCGCACGCGCAGUCGUGGGCCUUCUCCAUCCGGGUCUCGCGCCGGCGGGAUCUCCGUGCUCAGCUCGCGGCUGGCAUGGCUGGGCUCGAGCAGCCGGGGAAUGGCGGGCGGGGGCGCGCGGCCCGGAGGGGGGGUCCCGGCGGCGUGAGGACAACGGUGUCGCGCGAGCUGCUGCGCGCGGGCUGCGCAGGCGCAGGCGGGCUCCAAGACACGCUGCUCAUCCGUUCCAAAGGCAAGAGCCCGGGCUUGAAGACCGUCCGAGUGGAGAGGAGCAGCCUUUUAGAAAGAGUAAAGAACUUCCUACCUCACAUCGAACAGGCAAACAAAAAACUAAGAGAGGAAAUGGCGUCAGGGCCUCCAGGCCUGUUCAAUAUUGAAAACGUAGAUGACUCCCAGGAAAAAACCAUAGAAAUGGACGUGGCGGUGGUGGAGGUGAGCAGCUCUGAUUCUGAAGACCUCAGUUCAGGAGAGAGUUCCGAAUGCGAGGAUGAAAACAGCAUAACUGGAGAGGUCACUGUGGAGAAUAUUAAGCUUCCUAAACCAGGAGGAAGGAGAGGCAAGAUAGAAGUGUUGGACACUUGAACCACCAGAUGGGUGAAGCUGCCUGUCUCAGGCCCCACCUGGGCCGCCCUCAGGGGACCCGGCCCCCUCUGGCUCCAGGGGAUCGUUUGUGUGACUGACCAUUGUCUGUUUCGUGGGACAUCUGCACUGCUUCUGUAUAUGUUGUAUGUAGUUCACUAGGGUUAUGUGUGAAAGUCAACUUUUCUAGCCCCUUGCCCAGAACCCAGCAUGGAAACAAAUGGCACUAAAUAAAUGCUUUUAAAAUCAACAAA
Molecule: messenger RNA, 944 nt
Organism: Vombatus ursinus (common wombat)
Lineage: Eukaryota; Metazoa; Chordata; Mammalia; Diprotodontia; Vombatidae
Gene: NOPCHAP1
Product: chromosome unknown C12orf45 homolog
Exons: 5
Coding region: 1-693 (230 amino acids)
Biological process (GO): box C/D snoRNP assembly
Molecular function (GO): box C/D methylation guide snoRNP complex binding
Source: RefSeq, a predicted model, not a curated record